Corapipo altera (White-ruffed manakin) is the source of this 2163-nucleotide messenger RNA. RefSeq names its product kelch domain containing 2 (gene KLHDC2). Lineage: Eukaryota; Metazoa; Chordata; Aves; Passeriformes; Pipridae. Bases 138 to 1361 code for a protein of 407 amino acids. The record is from RefSeq and is a predicted model, not a curated record. The transcript is spliced from 14 exons. Gene Ontology annotation, molecular function: protein binding.
CCGCCGGAAGGUCCGUCCCGCCCGGCGGAUGUUGGGGGGCGGCCGCUGAGGGAGGAGGGGCCGGCGGAGGGGCAGCCCCGGAGCGUCGGUGGGGUCGGGGGGCUCAGGAGGAGCCCCGACAGCGCGCACGUCCCGAGAUGGCGGAUGAGAACGAGGAGCUGCAGGCGGACGAGGAGCUCCCGGCUCCACCCGAGGACGGCUUCGAGCAGCUGGAGAACGACAGCCCCGCCGAGCGCAGCGGGCACGUGGCCGUCACCGACGGGCGCUGCAUGUACGUCUGGGGAGGAUACAAGAAUGCCCAAGUUCGGGGAUUUUAUGACUUCUACCUGCCUAGGGAUGAAAUAUGGAUCUACAACAUGGAAACUGGAAGAUGGAAGAAGAGCAAAACAGAGGGAGAUGUUCCCCCCUCCAUGUCUGGGAGCUGUGCUGUGUGUGUGGACAGAGUGGUGUAUCUCUUUGGAGGGCACCACGCACGGGGCAACACAAACAAGUUCUACAUGUUGAAUUCCAGAUCCACGGACAAGGUGCUGCAGUGGGUGCGAGUGGAGUGUGAGGGGGUGCCCCCCUCAUCCAAGGACAAACUCGGGGUGUGGGUCUACAGGAACAAGCUGAUAUUUUUUGGAGGUUAUGGCUAUUUUCCUGAAGGGAAACAACGGGGAACCUUUGAAUUCGAUGAGACCUCUUUUUGGAAUUCAGGUCUUCCCAGAGGGUGGAAUGACCACGUGCAUGUUCUGGACCUUGAGACUUUCACUUGGAGCCAGCCCAUAACUAUGGGUAAAACCCCGUCCCCUCGAGCCGCUCACGCCUGUGCCACAGUUGGGAACAGGGGUUACGUGUUCGGAGGCAGAUACAGGGAGUCCAGGAUGAACGACUUUUACUACCUGGACCUGGACACUUGGGAGUGGAACGAAAUACUCACACAAGGCAUCUGCCCGGUCGGCCGGUCGUGGCAUUCCUUAACACCGAUUUCCUCGGAUCACCUCUUCCUCUUUGGAGGAUUCACCACAGACAAGCAGCCACUGAGUGAUGCUUGGAUUUAUUGUAUCAGCAAGAACGAGUGGAUACAGUUUGAGCAUAACUAUUCCGAAAAACCAAGGCUGUGGCACACGGCCUGUGCCAGCGAGGAGGGAGAGGUGAUUGUGUUUGGGGGCUGUGCCAACAACCUGCUCGCCCACUCCAAAGCUGCUCACAGUAACGAAAUCCUUGUGUUCUCCCUACAACCAAGAUCUCUCGUAAGGCUGUGCCUCGAAGCAGUGAUUUGCUUCAAGGAGAUGCUGGCCAGUUCCUGGAAUUGCCUCCCCAAGCACUUGCUGCACAGUGUCAACCAGCGCUUCGGAAGCAACAACACCUCUGGCUCCUGAGCCCUGGGGCAGCCCCGGGGGAAACGAUCCGAACAUUAAAGGUGUGUAGGUUAAACCUCUGUGUCGUACUAGGUAGUCGCUUCUCACCUUUACGUUGCAUGUGAAUGGCCUAGAGAGAACCUAUUUUUGUGUCAAGAUGUUUGCAAUAAAUGUAUUUAAUGCAAGUGGAGAUGUAGCCUGAGCCUAAGCUGAAACUAGUUCUGGGGUUGUGCACCUUGAGGUGGGUGUGAGGCCACCCUGAGCCUGUGGAGACACGUGUGGGAGAGUCCCCAGUCCAGGAGCUGGGGACUCUGGAGGCUGCACAGGGAAUGCUGAGCACGCCAUGACCAUGGAGUGUUGCUUUAGGCCAGGCUGCAGGUCCUGUUGUAAUCCACAGCUUAACAUUUUGCCACAAAUGCUUAAGGUCAGAGAAGCAGGGUUGGGAAAUUGUCCGUUUUCAGUCGAUAAAUUGUCGUAAACCUCGAGAUGUCAAAGUACCACUCCUCUCUGCUUGGCUGUAGUUUGGUUUUUUGGAACUCUUUUAUGUUGUGGAACUUCAAUUGUGAACCUUAGGUAGCAGAUAUUCUGCCCUGAGAGUGUAACUGAAAGUACUUGAGCCUGUUCCCAGCCAUGUCUGUACCUGUGGAACUCCCCUGGAGCAGCCCCAAGGGUGGAGGGACACAGAGAAGGGCAGGGCUGCCUUGGCUGCUCCAGCUCUGAGGGGACAUGGAGGACAGGAACGGGCCAUGCUGCUGUGGGGAAGCAGGAGAAUCAUGUUUUAAGCUGUCUUCAAAAAAACAAUUAAAAACUUGGACUUCUAGAA